This is a messenger RNA of Lathyrus sativus (Indian pea), 594 nucleotides long. The record is from the annotation of a GenBank genome assembly. NCBI's taxonomy places the organism in Eukaryota, Viridiplantae, Streptophyta, Magnoliopsida, Fabales, Fabaceae.
AUGGCUAUCUCCGGCGAUGUUCUCAGAGAGUGUUUACCGGAAGUUGUUGGUGAGUUCCACGUGCUUGCUGUUGAUGAUAGUCAUGUGGAUCGUAAGGUUAUUGAAAGGUUGCUCAAAUUCACUUCUUGCAAAGUAACUGUUGUUGAGAGUGGAACUAGAGCUCUACAGUAUCUAGGGUUGGAUGGUGACACAAGUUCAAUUGGUUUUGAUGGUGUGAAGGUUAAUAUGAUAAUGACUGAUUAUUCCAUGCCUGGGAUGUCAGGAUAUGAACUUCUCAAGAAGAUUAAGCAGGAAUCAUCUGUUUUUAGAGAGAUUCCAGUGGUGGUUAUGUCCUCUGAGAACAUCUUGACCCGAAUCGAUAGUUGCUUGGAGGAAGGAGCAGAGGAGUUUCUAUUGAAACCGGUCAAAUUGUCUGAUGUCAAACGCUUAACAGAUUUCAUCUUGAGAGGCGAAGGAAAGAAAGUGGGAGGAAAAAGAUCACAGAAAAGAAGUCGAUCAGAUGAUUCCAUUUCAUCUCUAUCAACCUCGUGUUCAUCAUGCGAACUAUCAUCAUUGUCACCGUCUGAAAUAUCGUCCAAGAAAUCUAGACUAUAA